AUGACGAAAGAAAUUACCGAGGUCAAGACAACAGAAGCGGCCCAGCGUGGCGCCGCCUGCUACGAAUCCUGGAUCAUGUACGUGUACGACCUCUUCGUCCUAGGCUUCCUGAACUACUUCGCCUGGCGUUGCCCCACAAAGAAGCACCUCCUGCCACUCUUCAAGAACAAUAUCCGCACCAACCACCUCGACAUCGGCGUCGGCACGGGCUACUAUCUUAAACAUGCCCAGAUAUCUGAAAAGGUCACCCUGACCCUCUCGGACCUAAGCCCGAACGCUAUACGCGUAGCAAAGCUUCGAUCCGGUCGUCCUGAUGCCGGAGAGGUGCUCUGGGAUGUGACCCAGCCCUUCCCCAUUCCGCAAGAGAAGUAUGAGAAAUUUGACUCUGUUUCGAUGUUCUACGUUGUCCACUGUGUGCCGGGACCAGCUAGUCGGAAGACGGUGGUAUUCGAGAAUGUUAAGAACUGCAUGACUGAGGAUGGUGUUUUGACUGGUGCAACUGUCCUGGGGAAAGGGGUUGAAGAUAACUUUGUUGGGAGGCGGGUCCGGGCUCACUGCCUUGCAGAUGGGGUUUUCGAUAACCGGGAUGAUGACGCUGAGACUUUUAUUAGAGCAUUGCGGGAGAACUUCCAUCAUGUUGAGGUGGAUGUUAUUGGGGUUUCUUUGGUGUUUAAGGCUGUUGGUCCUAAGUUCUCUUGA
Messenger RNA from Aspergillus alliaceus, 699 nucleotides. Its product is annotated as class I SAM-dependent methyltransferase. The transcript has a single exon. Gene Ontology annotation, molecular function: methyltransferase activity. The record is from RefSeq and is a predicted model, not a curated record. Bases 1 to 699 code for a protein of 232 amino acids. Lineage: Eukaryota; Fungi; Ascomycota; Eurotiomycetes; Eurotiales; Aspergillaceae.